Molecule: messenger RNA, 6091 nt
Organism: Diabrotica balteata
Lineage: Eukaryota; Metazoa; Arthropoda; Insecta; Coleoptera; Chrysomelidae
Source: the annotation of a GenBank genome assembly
GCGGCGUCCAGGAACAUAAACGUAAAUAUUAUUCAAAAUAAAAAUGUCUGAUGCGUAAACACUUUGAGAAGAGAUGACCGAAGACGGUGAACAAACUCCCCCGACGCCUAGUAGUUCUACUUCCGGAAAUGACGUCGAUGUUGAAAAAGCGGAGAAUAUAAAAAGUUUGGAAGCCGACGAGGAUAAUGAACCUUUGGAAAAGGCAAAAGAAAAGGCUCCACCUGGAAUAAAUGCAUCCCUUGUUAUGCUGUACGCAGUAUUUUUCGCCAUGUUCACCACUGGUUGGGUGAACCUAAACAGCUGUCCUCUAAAUAGACUGAUUCCUAUUUACUUGAUAGUGGCAGGUUUUGUGGGUGCCUUAGCGAAAUUCCUUAGCAAAACUGACAAUAAACAUGUAUUCAAUAUCGCAAUGGUUUUGGUAAUAUUUGAUAUUUUUUGGCAUGGCCUAGGUACAUAUGUGGUGUAUACGGAAUAUCAACCUAACUACGACGUCAAUUCAGAAAAUUAUUGCAACAGAACCGCGUAUCUACUUUGUUUUUGGAUAUUAACAUUUCAGUAUACAUUAUUAGGUAUAUUUAUAUUGUUGUCUGCAUGUUAUUUAUUAAUGAGAGGAGAUUUUAAGAAGUGUUAAAAACAUACGUAGGGUAGGUAGGGGAAAAACUCCGUAAUCUUUACUAUUGUUAAUGUAGUGAGAAGUCGAAUAAGUAUUUUUUAAAAAUUAAUAUGAAGAUAUCUGGGUAAUUUCUUAUAAAAUAUUGGGUCUGUUUAUAUGCUGCAUCUGACUAUUAGUUAUCCACAAAAUUAAACUUUUGUUCAAAAAAGCAUUUGCGGGGAUUUUCUCCUUGAAAUGGGGUAAGUCACGGCGGUGCGGUGCUUUUCCCCUUAUCGUGAUAAAAGUUUAUAUACAGGGUGUCCAGAAACUCUCCUGACAAAGGCCGCAGAUUCCUCAGAUAAUUGUGUAAGACGAUAUAAUACAAUUCGCCUAGUCCAAAAAUGCUUCCCAAUGGAGCUAGAGCUCUUUGAAGAUGAAGCCUUGUAAUUCGUUUGUUUUUAAUGAUUUCAGAACGCUUUCACUUAUAAAAAUGAAAACUGGUACCAUUAUUUAUUCUCCAGAGUUGAAUCGAUUUUAUGAAUUGCAAAUUUCUAGUACCGUUCAUAGGCGUCCGUUUUGGGUAGGUCAACGGGUAUUUUAACGGAUAACUUUUGAUUGGAUAUAGCGUAUUUAAGGAAUAGAACUACGAAGGACCACCAGCCUGGGGCUGGAAUGAAAAACAGAUUCAAACACGAACUUAUAUUUAAUACUAAGCUUAAGUAGCAAUUUCUGAAAUCUGUCCGAAACGGAAACACUGUGUUAUGCGAUAUUUCAACUAAACUUUCCACUUUUCACUGGCGCUAUUUUCACUAUUAUAUAUAACUAAUUACAAGUAGAAUUGCGUAGCGGAAUGUCGGUUCUAUGUUAACACACUACUGGCAACACUGGCGGUUUGAAUAUCUGAACUGUUUUUAUAUAAAAACUAUACUGCGGAUUGAACAAACACUGAGUACUAUAAAUGAUUGACUUAUAAUCUUAAUGAAUAGUAUUGCGAUGCAAACUAUUUAGUUAUAAAUACAUAUACUAUAUUAAUAAGCGAAUUUGCGAGCUAGCGACUUUAGCUUACGAGAUUUUGCGGCCGACUGUGUUAACAGCUUGGUUUGAACUGACUGAUGAUAUCUAAAUCUGUCUAAAUUAUGUAGGCAGGUAGCGCAGGGUUCCUACCCCAUAAAGGUACCGUUAAAUAUCUUCAAUUAUUUAUUCUAAGAAGGCUUUUAGCCUAUAGACAUGCGAAAAAUGAAUCUCAAGUGAAAUAGAAUUUCACCAACUUCUUUUUUAUUGAGUUUAAUGCGUCGACAACUAAUGGUCAUUGGCAUGGUACAGUGAACUUUUACAGUCAUGUACCUAGUGUAGUGUGUGUAUAGGUGUAGAGUAAUUGUCUUGAUACUUAGCAAAGUAGACGUCAUUGUCUUUGCUAAGAGACGCAAAUUGUAUCCGAACGUCUGCGGUCCCUCCGGUGAGUACCGAUCGCACAAUGAUAGAAAUUAUUUUCAUUUAUUAAUUUUUAAUAAACGAAAAUUUCUCCACCCAGGUGAGAUUCGAACUCACGACCUUUGCUUUCAAAGGUAGGCGCUCUUGCCACUGAGCCACAGAGGGGGUUGGAUAACUUUUUUGUCUGUAUUUUUUAAGCAUUUGUGAUACUAGAUAAUUAAAUUUGUACAUAUUCUAGUACUAAAAGGUACUUUUACUUUAAUACUGUAGGAUACACCGUUUUCUAGAAAAAUCGAUUUAAGGUUUUUUUAAGCAGGAAACCUCAUUGUUUGUAGCAGUGCUUGUACCUUUGUAAAAUGAAAGGAUAUAAAUUUUCGUUGUGUGAGAUAUUUCUUGUAGAAGAUUUUGAAAUUGUGAAAUACAUGACAAAUAGACUUCGAACGCUAAUUUCUAAAUUGUCUUAAACUUCUAUUAAAGUGACAUCUUGAUGUGCUGUUAUAUCAUUUUGUCGCUGUUUCAUUAUUUUUUGGGAACACUGAACUUGUUUCUCUUAGCCGGAAAAUUUUUUAGCGUAUCUACUUUACUGCUCGAGCGUUAUACCUCAGUUCGCAAUAAACUAAAUGUAUAUCAGCGUAUUCCUCGUUAGUAAAAACCAUUUUUAUUGAAUUGAAAUUAUUGUUUGAAUGCCCCAAAGUAAAAACUAAAAGAGAAACUUCUGUUAGAUAGGUUAUAGUUCUGUUGACAGUUCAAAGCCUACUAGUGCAAAAAAUAUUAAUUUAGCUUUCAUGACGAAACAACGAAAAAUUUUCAAAUCUAUUUUUCUCAAAAUUGGUGUAUCCUACCGAUAAAGUACCUAGGAGUACCUUUUAGUACUAGAAUAUGUGCAAAUUUAAUAAUCUAGUGUCACAAAUGCUUAAAAGUUACAGAUAAAAAAGUUAUGCGUUGAAAUUCCCGUUGACCUACUCAAAACGGACACCUAUGAACGGUACUAGAAAUUCGCAAUUAAAGGAAUCGAUUAAACCCUGUCAGGAAUUUCGUUUGUCAGGGGAGUUUCUGAAAACCCUGUAUGUAUAAAUAGUUCAGUGAAAAUGAAAAUAAUCGGCAUCGGAUUCCCAAGAUAAUUGUUCUUUGGAGUUUUUAUUUGUCUUUUUUGGGACCAUAGAUAGUAGAAAAAAAGUUUUAUUUACUUUCUUUGUCAGACGCUAUUAUCCUUACAAAGCUCUUGUUACCUUUUCAGCUAGUUGUUUAUUAUUUUCAGCUUCUUUCUUUUCCAAAUACUCUUUAGUAAUUAUUGAAGUCAGCAACUGUGACUUCAAUUCUGUUUUAAUACGCUUUCUCUAAUUUUUUUUGAAGUAGAGGAAUUAUAUCUUUGGGAGUUAAUACGUGAAUUUGAGAAGUAAAAUCAUCUCCCCUCGUAAAGGAUGUAAUUUCAUGUUGGGACUUCUACGUGAUACUUAAAUGCCCCCUCUUGAGUGUUAAGUUUAACUUGCCAGUGUAGUCACUGGUAGGUAGUCACAAAAUGCAUUAGAAUCUUCUUUACGGGUACUUUCAGGUACUUUUCAGGAAUUACACUCACACCGGCAUUGGCGCUGGCACUUUCUGCAAAAUCAGGGUUGUUAUAGUAGGCAAUAUUUUCAACCAAACUGUUCUACGGACGCACCAUCACUAUUUAAUAUAAUUAAAUUACAGCAAACAGCACUCUACACUCUACUAACGAACUGCUACAUCACUAUUCAAAAUAAUUAAAUUACGGCAAACAACACUUUAAACUCUCCUAACGAACUGCUUCCCAACUAAAUAUAUAGAUCGGUUUAAAACGUUGUCCUACGUCUUCCGAUACCCAGUUGCGACUCCUCUAGAUUCAUCCAUAAGUCUUCUUCUAUGUCUCUGUCUUUCAUUUCUCUAUUGAUGCCUUCUCUCCAACUAAGGCGGGGUCUUUCUCUUUUUUUUUUCUACCGUGAGAGGUCCACAUUAAGACUUGUUUUGGGAGACGUUCUUCAGACAUUCUGUGUACAUGACCGUACCAUCUGAAAUGUUGGGUACCAAUAUCGUUUACUAUUGUAUGUUUUACUUUCAUAAUUUCUCUUAUUCUGUUGUUCAUUACUCUUUCUAGCCUAUAUUUUCCAACUGAAGUUUUCUCUUGUAUCUUUCCUUUAUUUGCCAUACUUCACUACUGUAGGUAAUUAUACUUUUAAUGAUUGUGUUAUAUAUCUUGUGUUUGUUAUUUUGUUAUUAUUAGAGAUUGAUUGAUCCUAAAAGAUACUAUUGAGAAGGGAAAUUGCUUUUCUUGCUUGGUUGUUUUUCUCCUCAAUUGUGUCGUCUUCGUUGUGUGACGUUGCCUUCUUUUGUGAUGAUCAUACCUAAUUAUUUAUAUUUGUUGCAACGUUUGAUAACUUCUCCAUCUUCCAAUAUGAGGUCCUGUUAUUUCCCGCCGAUACACAUAUACUCGGUUUUUUGGAUAUUGAUUUCAAGUUCCCAUUUUUUAUACUCGAUUAAUUUUCGAGUCAUAUACUCAAUAUCUUCAUAAUAUUGUGCUAUCACUAGUUGAUCAUCUACAAAUGACAAAUUGUAUAUGCUAUUGUUGUUAAUCGGCAUUCCCAUAUUUCUACAUUUGCGCUUCCACAGUUUUAGAGCCUGUUCUAGAUAAAUUUUAAAUAAUGUCGUGGAGAGACAGCAGCCCUUCUUAAGGUUUUUAUUUAUUUGGAAUCCACUUGACAGAUUAUUUCUAACCUUUACCUCUGAGUUAGCAUUAGUGUACAGUUCCUUCGUCGCAUUUAUUAAAUUCAUCCUUAUGUUUGUUUUCUCUAACACUUCCCAUAAUUUAUAAUGUGAUACCCUAUCAUGAGCCUUUCGUAGGUCUACUUACAAUAAAUGUACUUCUUGAUUAAUGGCUAUUUUCUUUUUAAUAAUUUGUGUAAUGCAAAACAAAGGGUCAACAGUAGAUCUACCUGCCCUAAAUCAUCUCUGUUCAUCAGCCUCUAAGUCUUUUUAUUCGCUUUCUAUUCUGUUUUUAAUUAUUUUCCCGUAUAUUCUGCUGACCGAGUUUGUUACGACAAUGCCUCUGUAAUUGUCUCAUUCAUCUCUUCUGCCUUUUUUGUGUAUAGUAUAUAUGAAUGAUGUCUUCCACUCCUCUGGGGUUGUCAUUCCAUUAAUGCAGUUUUGGAAAGGUUUGGCAAAAACGUGCAUAUAGUUUGGUUGUACUGUGUUUAAUUAACUUUGCAGGGUGUUACCUGGACCCAGUGCUUUGUUAGUUUUUAGAGAUCUACAUACAUCUUCCACUUCUUUCAUUGUUAUUCUUAUAGACGAAGUUAAAAUAUUUAUAUUUUGUGUUUCGUUGCUGUCUUUAAAUUUUGGUCUAUCUUCCCUUAGGAGUUUCUCAAAAUAUUGGUCCCAGUCAUCCAUUGUUAUUGUUGACACUAUGUCUCUCUUUUUAUCUUGUCCCAACUAAAACGCUUACCAAACUACCAAAGUAGAUGGUCGCAUUUAAAGUGUUCCGCUAUAUCUAUAUGUUACCGCGACUAUACCAACGGACACGACGGCGCUAUUUUAGUUAUUAUAAAAGAAGAAAAACUGAACUUAGAAGUGAAGUAGAAAAAUAUACUAAGGGUUUUUCAUAACUUCCUCCUUUAGCAUGAAUCUAAUCAAUAAUAGGAUUGCUUGGCAUUAGUUGUAUUUAGCGUGGGUGAAUAUGUGUAAUAGUGUUAUUUACACAGUUAUCUAGUAUUUUAGUAAGUAAUAAAUUAAAAAAAUUUGCAAAUAUGUAUCUCACAAUUGUGGAUCUGAGUUUUGUACGCAUUAAAUGACUUUUGAGUUUUGUGCAAUUUUUGAGACCCAUAGUAUAACUGGUACAGACUGGUAUGGUUCUCUCUCAUACGUACUAAACUAUUAAAUAUAAUACUAACUUACCUUAUUCAACUUGUUUAUAUCUGCAUACCAUUUGUCGCAAAAAAAGAUGAAAUGUUCAUAUUCCGAAUUGAAAAUAAGUAAUUUGAUUUUAGAAUUAAGUCUUUGUGUAAGAGAAAUAUAUUUAAUAUUGUAAAUAAGAUAUAUUUUUGUAACCAAAUAAAG